UCACUCAGCGGAUCCGGAUCUGGUAAAAAUAAAAGGUCCUGUCCUUGGGUGGGGAGCUACUUCCUGGAAGAGGCUGCUGAGAAACAGCUCCUGCCAGAGCUAGGCCAAGCUCCAUGGCAGCAGCGGUGACCCCCUCCGAAGACCCCAGGGGUCUGAGAGCCAGCCCCAAAGUCCUGGGCCCCGAGACAGACCUGGAGAGCGGCUCAGGAGGGGAACCAGCCCGCCACCAGAAAGCCAUCCCCGCUGCCCACCUCACUUUCCUCAUCGACUGUGCGCACGGGAAACAGCUCUCCCUGGCAGCACCCCCAGUGCGGCCCCGAACCCCCAGACCCAACCUAGGACCUGUCACCCCUCCAGUGAAGACCUACAUCUUAUUCUGUGGGGAAAACCAGCCGCAUCUGAUUCAGGAAGCCCCACUGGGUAGGGGACGCCUUGCCCAGCCCAGGGGCAGCCUGCUGUCCUGCAGACAGAUGGUGGCCCAGGCUUCCUCCCCAAUCAGUCCACUUUACCCCCAGGAGGCUCCUGAAGCCAAGGGGGGCCCCUCAAAGAUGGUGCCCUUGAGAUCUUCAGCAUGGGGAAGAGUCAUAGGCUCCCUCAAAGCCCUCUCCUCUUGUGUGUGUGGGCAGGCCGAGUAAGUAACUGGAAGAGCCUGGUCACGGGGGUACGCCUUUGGCAAGCCAGACUCCAGUGCCCGGGGCUGUAAUUCCCAGAGCCCACUCCCUCUUUUCCAGCCAAGCAGAAGUCUUUGUGCCUGAGCCAAGGAAGGCACAUCAGACCCACUAAAGGGCGUCUGAAACAGGCCUGCAGUACACCCAGGUAUCCUCCUUCCUCCUCACAAUCCAUGUUAUCUUUUCGUCGGAAGCAGGAUCAGUCACCACCGCAUGGAAGGAGAUGAAUUCAUUCAUACAGCAAAUUCUAACAGAGCACCUUCUACGAGCCAGGCUCUGCAAAGUACUAGGGAAGAUUCCACAACGUUCAGAGCUUAUAUUUUCGGGGCAGGGGUGAGGUGGGGAAAGGGGUUAAAUAAGUGACCAAAUAAAUAAAGAUGACUUUAAACAGGA
Messenger RNA from Manis javanica (Malayan pangolin), 1061 nucleotides. The record is from RefSeq and is a predicted model, not a curated record. Lineage: Eukaryota; Metazoa; Chordata; Mammalia; Pholidota; Manidae.